CAAAGCGGAAAUUAACACGCAAGCCGAAAGCGCGCGGCGGAAGAUGAUUUCGUCCUGUCUGAAAGUAAAACAGUACGAAGGGCAAGCAGCUGACUUAAAAGGCGUAACGCGUAUGGAACCGCGUCAAGUGAUUAUCCCAGGCUAAUACGCGGGUCCGAAGCCAGGAUGUGGGCGGAGUCACAGCCAGGGCCAUCCAGAUGUACACCAUGCAGGCGAGGUUACUGCGCCUACUGCAGAGUCCUCUACAGCGACCUAGAUAAGCACCUGUCCAGUCUCAGACACCUGGAUUGUGUUCAAGCGUCCUCCAGGGUCUCCACCAGUUGUUCCUUUGCUGACAGCAGCCAAGCCAAAGCAACUCUGCUGGAGCGAUUCCUGCAGGAUGUCGUGUUGCACCACCCGCACUGCUACAAUGACCCCAGACCGUCUCAUGCAGACCUCCCGCCCGUCUCCACUCCUCUUUUGCCGAGGGAGGAGUUUGAUGAAGUCUGUUUCUCUGACGACGACUUGUCAUUGGGCACACGCGAGUAUCUUCCCAGCUCAAACAACGUGUCGACUAAUCAAGAAGAAAAUGCUGACACUUGUAGCCAAUUAGAGAAGAGAAUAUCAGUGGGGCCCAGUCAGGAGAGGCCGCUUACACAAUUAAAUGAGCAGGAGGAUGCAAGGACUAUCAUCUCAGGGCACACAAAUCUGCCAAAACAGGCCCUGGCGCCUCUGCACAGGAAGGCACACAGGAAAACUGACAGAAGGAAAACCAAGAAAUCUCUGACCUCUAUCCUUUCGCCUGAGUGUCCACAUCCAGGUACUUGUCCCCUGCCUUUUUCUGUGCCACAGCCUUGGCAAAGCUGCCAGAAGGAGCAGUGGGCAGCUUUCAAAGAGGAGGUCUUCUCAUCAACACAUGAUGACCUUUUGGACCAAACUAUUGAGGAGGUAAUCCAAACAUGUUGUCAUGGCGACAGCUUGAAUUCUUGUCCGCUGGAGGAGACGGACAGUUUUCAAGUCAGUCUGCCUCACUCUCUUCAAACACAGAGUGACUGGGACUCACCUGGACAGGUGGACUUAUAUGACUCGCUGGUCCAGACGCAGGUGAGGGACUUCAGCCAUCUGACUGAUGUUCAGGUGGACCUAACGGACCAGGUGUACUCCCACCAGCUCGAAUCCGCGCUCCACAGUAAGCAUUGUACAGUCCAACACGGAGUAUUCAGGACUGUGCCGAGAGAAGUGCCAAACCAUUUGCCAGAGUCCUUCAGAGGGAAGACAUGGGUCCAAAUCGAAGAGGAAGAUGAAAAGAAGGUUGACGACCUGGUCCGACAGUUCAGACAAGGUCGUUUUGUCUGCUACUUCGACAGCGAGUCCCUCGCCAGGUACGGCACCAGAAGCAAAGACGGGAACGGACCUGGUCACACAGUGGCAGAGUCAAACAUGGGUGUCUUUCCUUUACUGAACCAUGAAGAGGAAGAAGUCCCAAGGAGGCGGGACUUCAGAAUGGCAUCCAGGUGUCAGGUGGUCAAAGUGAGUCACGCCACUCAAACCGUCCGCUUGGUCGUCCCAACUGUCUGUCAACCAGGCACAAAGGCCACGUCCACCAGCGUCCCUCCAGGCGAUCGGGCCGGAGUGGAAAAGACUCCGGAGAUGCGAUGGUCACGCCUCCCGCCCGCAUACUCCCCCGUCCUCGCUCCGCUACAGUCGAGCACCUCUCUGGUCUACCUUCUCUGCUCCCCUACUUUUCCCGCCACCACCUACACACCCGCUGCAAGCCCCACACCCAAACGCAGCAGGAAAAAACGUCCACCAGACUUUCACAGGCUGAAGGUGAAAUAUAAACAAUUUCCUGUGCGCUUCUAUGACCACCGCAGCAAUCGCAUCAUAAAGAACCCACCCAAAGGUUUCAAGGUGAGAAAAAGGUCCAUCGCCUCCCCUUUGCCGCCAUGUGUACGUCAGCUGUUUCGAAGUCUGAGCCCGGACCUGAACACAGAGAGGUGGUCCAGGGAGGACAGCUUAGAUUCUCCCAGGGUCAAAAGUCAGAGGCUGUCGAGCACUCCCAGCACAAACUCGACGCAGCCUCCUAAACACGAAACUUCUCCACCUGUGCAUCGAAGCAGGUCAGAGGAAUUAAGAUCACGUAGUGAAGUAAGACCAAGUCGCCCCAAAAGGAGAGUCAAAGUUCAGACCACACCUCCACCACCCAGGAGAGGUGGACUCCGUCAAAAGGAAACUGCACCCCUGUACCAUACAGAGCCAAACCUCCGGCGAGGGAGGUCUCAGAGGGGGAGGGCCUGUGAGAAGACUCCAAAGUAGCACAUUUGUUAGAACUUCAACACUUAGGGACCAUUUGGAAAUAAAAAUGGAUGAAAAAAAGUAUUUUUGGCCACUCAUUUUCAUGACAACAGCAUUUUGGAGAGCAAAAACAAAUUUGAGAGUACAUUUCAUUCUAGAUAGAUAAAGUGGGUAUAUAAAGUAUAAAAAAAUGACACUAAGAUAAAUAAUUUCAAAACUUUUCCCACCAUUAAUGUCGUUUAACCUGUAAAACUGAAUUGAAAAAACAUUUUUCAAAAGGGAAGUAAAAAAAAAAAAAAAAAAAAAAAACAACUGAGGUGUGGUUGCAUAUGUGCAGGACCCUCUUAUAACUGGGGAUGUAGCUAUGUUUAUAAUUGACCGAUCAUAUUCUAAGUCGUUAAAUAUGAGUCAGCACACACU
Molecule: messenger RNA, 2694 nt
Organism: Phycodurus eques (leafy seadragon)
Lineage: Eukaryota; Metazoa; Chordata; Actinopteri; Syngnathiformes; Syngnathidae
Gene: zdbf2
Product: zinc finger, DBF-type containing 2
Exons: 9
Coding region: 166-2295 (709 amino acids)
Molecular function (GO): nucleic acid binding; zinc ion binding
Source: RefSeq, a predicted model, not a curated record